UUAAAUGUGUGGGAUUCUCUUAUAGACCCAACCAUAUGGACACCUCCAGGACAGAACCAAAGCUGGGUUUCUGAAUUUAUCCUGCUUGGCUUCUCUGGCGAUCCCACGUUCAACAGGAUCCUCUUCAUUUCCUUCCUUCUCCUUUACCUGAGCUCAGUCCUGGGCAAUGGACUCAUCGUCGCCCUGAUCUGCCUGGACAUACAGCUUCACACACCCAUGUACUUCUUCCUCUGCACCCUCUCCCUGCUAGAUAUGGGCUGUGUCACCACUACCAUGCCCCAGAUGUUGGUGCAUCUCCUCGCUCGCUCUCAGACCAUCUCCUUUGCCAGCUGUUGGCUGCAGAUGUAUGUGUUUGGUGCCUUGGGCCUAACUGAGUGUAUUUUCUUCGUAGUCAUGGCUUAUGACUGAUAUGUGGCCAUCUGCCACCCACUGCAUUAUACUGUCAUCCUCAGCUGGGGACUGUGCAUACGACUGGCAGCUAGGACCUGGGCCUGUGGUUUCUUCUUCUCUCUGAUCCAUACUUUCCUCACCAUGAGGCUGCCAUACUGUGGGCCCAACGUGGUCAACCACUACUUCUGUGAAGGCCCCUCAGUACGAAGCCUGGCUUGCAUGGAUACUCACCUUAUUGAGAUGGUAGACCUGGUCAUCAGUGUCUUCAUGGUUGUUGCCCCACUCUCCCUCAUUCUGGCCUCCUACAUCCGUAUUGGCCAGACCAUUAUCAAGAUCAAGUCUACACAGGGCCGCUGCAAGGCUUUCUCCACCUGUGCUUCCCAUGUGACCGUGGUCACACUCUUCUAUGCCCCAGCCACAUACAUCUAUAUGAGGCCCAACUCCAGCUAUUCCCCUGAGCAAGACAAGCAGAUCUCACUCUUUUAUAAUGUCUUCCCUGCCUUUCUCAACCCUGUGGUCUACAGUCUGAGGAACAAAGACAUCAAGGGGGCUUUUCUCAAAGUGAUGGGGUGGGGUAGGGUGCCCUGGUGAAUUGGGAGACAGGAGAGGCCUGAGGUAGAAUGUCCAAUGCUAAAGAAAGGCACAGCAUUUAUAAGGUAUGCAAACAACAUUGUGCAUUGGAACCAAUAUAGCACUUGGUCAGUGGAACAAAUAUGGUACGUGAAACCAACAUGACAAUCUUGAUGAACUUGCUACAUUGUGGUACAAUGACAAACAGCUGCAUAAUCUUAGUGGCUUACAACAGCAGAAGUUCAUUGAUUGCUCAUCUUCCAUGUCAGUUGUAUGUGGACUGUGGCCUUCUGCCAUUGGAUUCUUGGAUUCAAUCUGAAAAAGGAGGCUCUAUCUGGAAUAUCCCAUUCUUAUGACAGAGAGAAAGGCACAUAAAAACUCUUAAAGUUUCUGCUCAGAAGUGACACAGAUCUCUUUGCUGAUAUCCUAUUGGCCAAAGCAAAUGAUAUGGUCAAGCCCAAUAGGAAAAGGACAGGAAGUAUCUUCUUCCUACAGAAAAGUAACAUGUUAUAUGGCAAUGGGUAUGGAUAUAUAAUUCUUCUAUAGUGAGAGUGGCAAUAAUGGGGGUGAUAACAUUAUCUAACACAAUGGCACUGGAAUGAAUAGAAUACAUGUAAUCAACAUGAAACAUGGUAAUUGUAGGUGACAUGGUACAUGGACAUGGUAGAAGGCCAAGAUGAUGUAGACAAUCA
Messenger RNA from Felis catus (domestic cat), 1652 nucleotides. RefSeq names its product olfactory receptor 2A12-like. The transcript has a single exon. Lineage: Eukaryota; Metazoa; Chordata; Mammalia; Carnivora; Felidae. Gene Ontology annotation, cellular component: membrane. Gene Ontology annotation, biological process: G protein-coupled receptor signaling pathway. The record is from RefSeq and is a predicted model, not a curated record. The annotation marks the transcript as partial. Gene Ontology annotation, molecular function: G protein-coupled receptor activity; olfactory receptor activity.